AUGAAAGGCAUAGCAAAACUGAUCCACCACUGGGCAGAUGGUAUUCCCCGCUGUAUCAAACCCCAUCCCGAAGGCGAUCUGUCCCUUAACGAGCUCAAGGAAAAGAUCAAAGGGUGGCUGCUCUUUCUCCAAGAGAUCGGUGCCGUCUUGAUUGCCACUGAUGGCCCACAUUCCACGGUUCGCUCGCCUCUCGUGGGCAAGGAGGCUGCCAAGGUGACUCCCAUCGACUAUGCCUCGACCGUGUGUUUCACGCGUCAUACUCGCAAGCAUGCUCUCUUUCUCCGGGCCCGCCCACAUCAUCCCCUGUACCAGGUGCACCUCACCCGGAUGGCUACUGUGCCUGGCUGA
Messenger RNA from Aspergillus pseudoviridinutans, 348 nucleotides. RefSeq lists its product as uncharacterized. Lineage: Eukaryota; Fungi; Ascomycota; Eurotiomycetes; Eurotiales; Aspergillaceae. The record is from RefSeq and is a predicted model, not a curated record. Bases 1 to 348 code for a protein of 115 amino acids. The transcript is spliced from 2 exons.